Lates calcarifer (barramundi perch) is the source of this 1026-nucleotide messenger RNA. It is a transcript of the gene iqcc, whose product is annotated as IQ motif containing C. NCBI's taxonomy places the organism in Eukaryota, Metazoa, Chordata, Actinopteri, Centropomidae. The coding region runs from base 139 to 846 and encodes 235 amino acids. The transcript has 5 exons. Gene Ontology annotation, molecular function: protein binding. The record is from RefSeq and is a predicted model, not a curated record.
AAAUGCUCAACCGGUUUACGUACGCGGUUAAAUUUAGCAAAGACAAGCUUUUAAUUUUUUAGUUUGACACCGGAACAAAAUCAAAAGUUCGAGUUCAUCUCCCGCUUUCCGCGGUAACGCUCUCACGUUACCAUAGCAAUGAACAGAGGCAAAUGGGAGAAGACACUCACCCAUUUUCAGGCAUGUGCACGUGGACACUUGGUGAGGAGCGAAGUCCGUCGUGCACGAGAAGAUUUUGAAGGCAUCGUGAAAGAGAUUGAUGGAGGCUUGACCCAUCUACAGUGGAGGGACACGGUUAUCCCAAUCCCCCACUUCACAGACACUGACGGCCCGUUACUACGACCCAGCACCGCUGCCAGCAAGUCCUCAGAUCCAGGACCAGAUGUCAGUGCCGGUCCGCAGACCCCAGCAGCAGCACCCUUACCGCAGGAGAGAGGGGGAGAUCAUGGUCUCCUUCCUCAGAGGAUAGAAGCUGAGAGAGAUGGUUCAGAAACCCAAGACCUAGCCCAUCUUUCCAGUGACUCUUUCCCCAGCAGCCAGGCUAGAAGAGACGAGGAGGACCAGAGACAGGGGGGCGUGAGGGAUCAGGAGGGAGAUAAAGAUAGAGGGGUGAUGGAGAGCACAGGAGACUCCACCCCUGUCUGGAGCAGUUUGGAACUGGAUGUGAAUUACAGUCACUCUCACCAGGGUCCCCGGCAGUACUGCUUGGCUCAGGAGGUGCCUCAUACACCAGAGGCCCUGCGUCUCCAUAGAAACACCCUGACCAUGGAGCUGGUCUGGCUACAGCAGGCCAUUGACAGCAGGAAAAAGUACUUGUCACUGAAGGAUAGGCUGACCAUAUCCUGACAGCAGAAGUAAUCUGAACUGGAUUUAACAAUGUGGGCCCGAAGACAGACAUCACUCUAACAACAUCUGUUUAACCUGUUAUUUUACAUAUAUUUAAAGAAAUUGCUUUCGAAAAGUAUUGAUCAUGUGUUUGACGAAACCUGUACAGUGUGUUAAAUAAAUGUAUUUUUCUAAAAUGGC